Messenger RNA from Pocillopora verrucosa, 3173 nucleotides. Its product is annotated as mucin-2. Lineage: Eukaryota; Metazoa; Cnidaria; Anthozoa; Scleractinia; Pocilloporidae. The record is from RefSeq and is a predicted model, not a curated record.
CUUCCAGCAUCUCGAGUUACGUUCUGAGAAUAAGCUUCUUGGACAGUCUUGUGAUAUUGCGAGAUACUUCUAGUCUCAACAGCAAGAGAUCUCUUAUUCCUACAGAGGAUUACAGCACCAUUUAUCAGCAUUAAAGAAUGAACAGGGCUGUGAUAAGUUCUGUGGGCCUCCUUAUCCUUCAGUUUAUAUCGCUCACUGCAGCUACACCAUGUGACUUAAGAUGCACAGCAAAACUAGGACAGGGAACUUGUCAAAGCAAUGGACGCUGCCUUUGUUGGUGGGGAUGGACUGGACCUAAUGCAAAAUACAUAUUAUCUGGAUUCCACCAAAAUCGAAUAUUGGCUGACUAUUGUACCAGGUCAUGUCACUACACUCACCACUAUAGGAAUAUAGCUUGUGCAAAGAUCCCCUCCCCCCCUCGGCCCAAACAAACUUCCACGGCAAAUCCAUCAACACCAUUAACUACAGGGAACCCAAGCACAGGGAAACCAAGUACAGGAAGCACAACCAAAGCUCCACCUUCUGUGUCAUGUGACCCCAAAUGCACAGCCAUACCAGGACAAGGAACUUGUCAAAGUGAUGGAAAAUGUCUUUGUUGGUGGGGAUGGACUGGGCCAAAUGCAAAAUACAUAUUAUCUGGACUGCGCCAAAAUCAAAUACUGGCUGACUAUUGUACAAGGCCAUGUCAUUACACUCACCACUAUAGGAAUAUAGCAUGUGCAAAGAUCCCCUCCCCCCCUCGGCCCAAACAAACUUCUACAGCAAAUCCAUCAAUGCCUCCGACUACAGGAAACCCAAGCACAGGGAAACCAAGUACAGGAAGGACAACCAAAGCUCCACCUUCUGCAUCAUGUGACCCCAAAUGCACAGCCACACCAGGACAAGGAACUUGUCAAAGUGAUGGAAAAUGUCUUUGUUGGUGGGGAUGGACUGGGCCUAAUGCGCAAUACAUCUUAUCAGGAACUCUUAAAAACAGAAUUAUGGCCGAUUAUUGUACAGAAGCUUGUCAUUACACUCAUGACUAUUUAAAUGCAUCAUGUGCCACGAUCCCUACCCCUAAGGUGUGCAGUUUACCUGGUAACACAACUGACCCACCCAUCCCUUGUGAUCCCCUGUGUGGCACAGGGACAUACCACAGUGCUGGGAGGUGUCUUUCAAAUGGCCGUUGUCUGUGCUGGUGGGGUUGGACAGGUUCAAAUGCCUGCUACAUUGAUGGAGGUCCUUAUAACAACAGGAUCAUAGCUGACAGAUGUACCAAAGCUUGUCACUACACUCAUGACCAUAGAAAUAUCAAUUGUACCAAGUACAAUUCAACAAACCCCUCAGUACAACCUCCAGUUACAAGAAAACCAAGCACAGGGGGAAGAACAACUGGAGUACCAACCACAACAACUUAUCCUCAAUCAUCAACAGAAAAACUGACAACUGCAACAUCACCAGCAGCAUCAUCAAAAACCCAGUCAACUACACCAAAAGACACCACCACAAAUCCCACAACAGCCCAUAUUACAACAAAAGCCCCAACUACCAAACAAAAGACCACAACAGCAAAAGCAACCACCACUCAAAAAGCAGUGACCACUGCAGCAGAGACAACAACAACAGUGGCACCAACUUCGAAGCAAGUAACCACAACUCUUCCCUCCACCACAGCUAAGGACACUACCACUCAAGCUGCUGUGUCUACCACAGCAAAGACAACAACUCCUGCACCAACUACCAAACAGAAGACUACAACACAAAGGGCAAAAACCACUUCAGCAAAACAAACUACUACCCAAGCGACAACAACAACAGCAAGCACCACCAUGCAAACAACAAAACAGAAGACCACAACUACUGCAUCAACUACAGCAGCAACAACCACACAAGUUCCUACAACAACUGAAGAACCAACAGAGCCAACUGAACCUACAGAACCAACAGAACCUACAGAACCAGGUGUAUUACAGGUCAGAGGAUGGGCUCUACAGGACCUUCAAAGUCAGAAUGAUAAUGCUGAUAAUGUUGAUGUCAUUGGAGAGGCUGAUGCUGUGAAAGACAAAGAUGAAGGUGAUGGCAAGAAAUCCAGUCGUGCUGGGAUGGUUGGUGCUGUGAUGGUGCUACUUCUCUCUUUAGUGGUCUUUGGUGCAGCUGUGUGGUGGUCUUUUGGCCGAGGUGGUCAGUGUCCGGGCAUUCUGAAAGGUUAUGAACAACUGGCAGACCAUGAUAAAGCCUAUCUGAUGAACGAGUUUUCAACUUCAACGGAGAUUCCAUGACCAUCAUUAUCAUUAAUGUAGAGGGUCUUUUCUGGGACUAUGUCAGAGAGCGGAUGAUUAUGUUAGAAUAGGACCUGUCCAGUGUUCUGAUGAGAACUUCAUUACCACACCUUUGAUUAAGAUAUUAAUGUGGUGCAACAUUUUUGCAUGUUAUCAGUGGAUCACUGUUUUGUACAGAGGUGACUGUUAUCCUUACCUUUGGCAAUUUAAGCUACUUACAUUUUUACAUAUUAAUCCUUUACAUCCUAAUAUCAUUAUGCAUAUUCUCCAUACUGUUCUCAGUAAGGAGCUGAUAAGGAGAAUUUGUUUAACAACCAAAAGCAUCUUAAGCUGGUGAUCAUUGUCCUUAUUCUCAUGACCUUAAUGUGUGAUUCAGAGGUGAUAUUGUAAGGAGAAAUUAGAUGCUAGUAACUUUUAGGGGAAAGGAUUAAUUGUAAAAUUGUCUGCUUGCAGUUGAUAUAUAGUUAGGUGAAAGACAGGUAUAUAGUUUGCAAUUCACAUUUACUACACAGCAUCAGUGACCUAUACUUGGCUCUGUCAUCACCCACAAGCUACAGCUUGGAAAAAAAUAUAAAUGGCAGUAACAGCUUGUAUUACUCAGACACUCCACAGAAAACCCAAGCCUAAACUUAGGGGUUGACACAGGUACAAAUCACCAAAAAGACUCUAGAGCACAUGCCUUAGUGCAAGUUUAAAUUUUAAUUUUUGCAAGCAAUAGAAUUAAGAGAGAGAGAGAACCUUAAAAAGUAAUUAAAAUUGUUGUGGUCCAAAAGCUGCUGUGAGUCAGGGAGUACUUGAUAGAUGUAGCAUUUUUUUAGUCCCAACUUGAAGAGUCUAUUACAUAUUACCUAUGUAACUAUGAAGCAUUUUUGAAAAAAAUUUUCCAACAAAUGAUUAAAGGCUAUUUGUAAUUGC